Molecule: messenger RNA, 576 nt
Organism: Daucus carota subsp. sativus
Lineage: Eukaryota; Viridiplantae; Streptophyta; Magnoliopsida; Apiales; Apiaceae
Exons: 1
Coding region: 1-576 (191 amino acids)
Source: RefSeq, a predicted model, not a curated record
AUGGACCUUUUCGAGAAAGCCAAAACAGUUCGUCUAAGAACGAUUACGGAUAAAUUUUUGGUUGCGGAAGAUGACGAGGAGACGGUGUUCCAGAGCCGAGAAGAUUAUUCGAAGAAUUCAAUAUGGAAAGUCGAGAGAAUAAGAGGCAGGUAUGUACGGUUCAAGAGUUGCCAUGGCACGUACCUGACGGCCUCAGCUCAGCUAUUUGUCCCGGGAAUAAUUGGGAAAAAAGUUGUGCACCAAUCCAUUCCACAAACAGCGGAUGACGUGUGGAUCGACUGGGAACCGGUCAGGGACGGCUUUCAAGUGCGGCUACGUAGCCGAAGCGGGAGCUUUUUACGCCCAAAUGGUGGGCUCCCGCCCUGGAGAAACACCGUAACACAUGAUAUGCCGCAUACUUCUAAAACGCAUGAGAAGGUUUUAUGGAACAUUGAUGUGGUGGAGGCGCUUCCUACACCUCAUCGACGGAGCUGCUCGGAUUUUACAAAAGCUCCUGCACCUCAUGUUGAUGAUCAUAAGACCGCUGCAUCACAUCCGCCUCAUAAGAAAUUGACUACAUUGGAGGAUUUGUGGUAG